Messenger RNA from Daktulosphaira vitifoliae (grape phylloxera), 1700 nucleotides. RefSeq lists its product as uncharacterized. The transcript is spliced from 2 exons. NCBI's taxonomy places the organism in Eukaryota, Metazoa, Arthropoda, Insecta, Hemiptera, Phylloxeridae. The record is from RefSeq and is a predicted model, not a curated record. The coding region runs from base 34 to 819 and encodes 261 amino acids.
GUAAUUUUUUUUGUUUGGUAACAAUUAUUUAUUAUGCUUAUACGAUUAAUAUAUUUUUUUGUACUAAUAUGUCUUGCUAUCAGUACUAGUCAUCAUAAAACAAAAACAGACAAUGAAGAUGCUGAAUUUAAAAAAAUUAUUAUAUCUGAAGGAUGGAGAUCUAUAACUAGUAUUCACAUCAAGUUGCCAAAUCAAACUAUCGUGCCAGUCAAUGAACAAGUUACAUAUUAUCCUUUAAGCAUUGAUAAAUAUCUUGCUUCAUUAAUAUUAAGUAAAUAUUACGAAAAUAUGCUAAUUUAUAUCCAUGCUAUUUAUAGAACGACGUCAAAUAGUUAUAAAAAACUCCCAGAUAAUGAAAAAAAAGUGGUUAAAUUUAAUAAAUUAAUCGAUACUCUUAUUAAGUUUGAACCAUUAAUGAGUUGUAUGACUCAAGCACUAGAAUAUUUUACAUUUAAAAAUGAGAUGUGGGAUAAUCAGAAUUUUGUACUUAAUAUUCUCAAAAAAGUAUUGUCAUUUACAGAAAAAAUAACUAAUAUUGAAAUUGAAAAAGAAUACAUAAACGAUCUCAAAAAAAAAUAUGAAUUUAUAAAUAACUCAUUCCAUGAAUUUUAUGAGAUUGUUGAUACACCCGUAAGAUACGAAACCGAUGCUAUUAUUGGAUAUGUAAAUGAUAAAAUCUUAAGCGAAUAUGUUAAUGGAUUAAAAAAAAAAGAUGAUGAAAUAGGUUUUAUGUCUUUUGAUUCGUAUCACUCAGAAUUUCAAGCAAAAGUUAAAGAAGGUGUUACCAUGUUUUGCGUAAAUUUUGGAUUUAAAGAAUAGCAGUUUUCUUCAUCUUGAUACAGCAACAGAUAAUGAAGUUGCUGAAUUUAAAAAAAUUAUUUCAUCUGAAGGAUGCAAAUCUAUAAUUACUAUGAACUUUUUAUUGUUAAACGGUCAAAAAAUACCAGUCAAUACAAAAUUUAAAAAUAAACUUUUAAACAUUAUUAAGCAUCAUGCUUCAUUGAUAAUAAAUAAAGUUUACGAAAAUAUGCUAAUUCAUUUACAUUGUUCUUAUAAAAUGAUGUCAAGUGAAUAUAAAAAACUCUCAGAUGACGAGAAUAAAGUAACCAAAUUUGAACAAAUAAUCAAUACUGUAAUUAAGUUUAAAACAUCAAUAAGUUGUACUGAUAAUGCACUAGAAUAUUUUAAAUGUAAAUAUCCGAAUACUGUACACAAAGCUCUCGAAAUUUUAUUAGAAUUUACUGAAGAACUGGCUUUAAAUGUCGAAGAAAAUAUACACAAAAAGGAAAGUAAAAUAUAUUAUGAAUUUAUAAAUAGCAUAUUUGAUAAGAUUGUGAAAUUGUUAAAACAUCCAUAGAAUUCAAAACUGAUGGUAUUACUAGAUAUGAAGUUAUCCUAAGCAAUUAUUUUGAUGGCUUAAAAGAAUAUGAAAAUGUAUGUAAUAUGAAAUUUUUUUUUUAAUCUGUAUCGUCCAGACUUUCAAAAAAAAGUUAUGCGUAAGUUUGGUUUUAAAAAAUAGGUGAAAAAAUACAUAACAUCUAGUUUUCUUUAUAGUUUUUUCCUUGCAUUAUGAUCUGAAAAAAAAACAAUUAUUUAAAAUGUAAUGUUAUACAUAUAUUUUAAAAUCUAAUAUCUAAUGUACUUUUAAUCUAAAUUAUUACUUAGAUUCAAUUUUUAGAAGAAAGACUAGAAGUGCUUCC